ACUGGUGUGGGGGAAAACAAAACCCAGCAGCGGAAAGAAAUGUUCGAUUUGGAAAGAUUAACAACUGACACGAACUAACCUUUACUAGGGACUGAUGUCCCGGAGGCGGUUGGAGAGCCGCGGGCUGGCGGCGGGGCUACUGGGGGACGUUCAGACCGCCAUCCUGACGGAGCCACUGGACAGUUUGUACCACAUCACCGGAGAACUGGGCAGGGGGAAGUUUGCAGUUGUAAAGAAAUGUGUGGAGAAGACUACGGGUAAAGUGUUUGCCGCAAAGUUUGUACGGAAGCGGCGGCGGGGUCGUGACUGCAGGGCUGAGGUGAUCCAUGAGAUGGCAGUGCUGGAGGUGUCCAGGAAUAACCCCCGUAUGAUCAACCUACAUGCAGCUUACGAGACCGAGCACGACAUUGUACUGCUGCUGGAAUAUGCGGCAGGUGGCGAGAUAUUUGACCACUGUAUAUCCGAUGAACUGCUGUCCGAGUUUCAGAUCAUCCGUCUAAUCCGACAGACUCUAGAAGGCAUCCACCUUUUGCACCAGAGUAGUGUUGUUCACCUUGACCUUAAGCCUCAGAACAUUUUGCUGACCAGUUUAAGUCCUUUGGGAGACAUUAAGAUUGUGGAUUUUGGACUGGCACGCAAGCUGGGAUCAGCUGGAGAGCUGCGAGAGAUCUUGGGUACACCUGAGUACGUAGCUCCAGAGAUCCUGAACUAUGAGCCCAUCACCACAGCCUCAGAUCUCUGGAGUGUUGGUGUAAUCACCUACAUGCUCAUAACUGGAGAGUCUCCCUUUGCUGGCGAGGACAAGCAGCAGACCUUCCUGAACGUCUCUCAGGUGAACGUGGACUACAGCAAAGAAGCCUUCUCCAGAGUGUCUGAGCUGGCUGUGCAUUUCAUCAGAAAAUUACUGGUCAAGGCACCAGAAGACCGUCCCAGUGCUGCAGACUGCCUGAGCCACCCCUGGCUGUGGCAGCAGUGUCCAGGCUCUGAACCUGUUCCCCCCAGCCCACGGACCCCCCGAGAGAGGAGUGGUGGCAGCAAGUGGGCUGCCCCACAUGAGGACGCAGAGGACAAGGAGAACAUCCUGGACUCAUCGCCGCAUGCCAAAAGGUUCCGCUUCGAGGAGGACGUGCAAGCUGCAAGAGAAGGAACCACUGAACAGUUUUAAAGUGGAAAGUGCAAAAAUACACACAUUCCUUAACUGAUUCUUUUUUCUUUUAUCCACCUGUGUAUUCAAUCUGGCACCACCAGCAACUUGCUUCUCUCCUCUUAAAUCUUAAUAUAAAUCUUCUGGCCACACCAAAGAUAAUUUGUUGGCGAUACAACAGAUUUCUAAAUCACUGGGUUAUAUUCAUCUCAAUAUUUGUGCAGCUCCUUUUCUGUUUGAUCUGUGAUUUUUAUAUGUUUUAAUGUCUUCUAGUAUCUGCUUUUUUCUGUGGGAAAAUUAUUUAUUUGAGGAUUAUUCCAAUAAGGUGCCUGUAGUGUGUUUUAAAGUAAAAGAAAAAGAUGAUUGGCCAGUAUUAGGCAAUGUUUUAAUGGUGCACAUAAAAAAGGGACCAGAAAUGUCAGGUUUCUUCCAGUUUUUCAGACUGAGCAUUCUGGAUCACUGUAUGCUGGAAAUCAGGGGAAGCUAUAAUCAUGCUUUUAGAAAUAAACAGGCCAUUGUAUUAGAUUGCUCCUUGUACUAGCAGUAUUUUCUGCAAACAAAACUGCCUUCCUGUGGCUCAGCGCUCAGUUUAUGUGUGAAUUUGUGUAUUUCUGCCCUUAGGAACACAACAUAAGCAGGCUUUAUGGUGUGACUCAAAUUAAGUCACACGCUGCACCCCAGAGUGUUCAGAUGCAUUUUCACAGUCGUCACUUCCUCUUAGUCACUAGUGACUAUGAAGAAAUGCCUUAAAGCACUUAAUCCCUUGUCAUUUGCUUGCCUUCCCCUUUGUCUGUGCUCAUUUAUUUGUAGCUCUUACAUAACACCAAGAGCAGUCUUUCAACUUCUGAACUUGUGUUACUUCUUUAACUCCAUCUCUAUAGAGCACAGCAGUUUGAUUAAGCAAACAGGAGAUAGGGAAUGCCAUAGGGCAAACAACUAGUCAUGAAAUUAUAGCUCUGUGCACUUGGCUGGUGUACAUCAGGGUUUUUUGACUUCUCGGACAACUUCUUUACGCACAGUGUCUCAGGGUUAGCUCUAUAGCUGCACAGCUCAUUGAUGCAGGUUUCUCGUGCCUCUGUUUUGCUUCAUACAUUUGCACUAUAUCCUCCAAAAUAAGUGAGUUUGCUGAAUUUGGAUUGACAUGCACGGUGAAUUUGAUUGUGCUUGGCAACAUACAGAUCUUUUCAUAGUCUCAGUAUUUGAGCAGCUCCUUUUCUACACUAUUGAAAAAGAUGGUUUUUCAAAGGGUCUAAAUAGAAUCAGUGUCUUUACCAAAAAAAACAUAUUCAUGCUUAAAGGGCUCUUUGCAUUGGGAAAUUGUUCUUCAAAUUAAUGAAGAAUGUGUUGUAUAUGGUUCUAUGUUGAAUGUUUUUUUUUUAAAGGGUUCUGUGGUUAACAGUAGAAGAACCCUUUUUAGUGCAGUAUAGCAGCAUAUACACCAUGUUCUGAAUAUUCAGUCUGUAAAAAACAUUUAAUGAUUCAUAUGGUUCUUUGAGUGUUCAUGGUUCUAUAUAGAACUAUUGACCUUCCUAAAGAACUGUCUUUUAUAAAAAAGGGCAGGGGUGAAAUCCAAUGUUCAUGGUUCCAUUCUUUUGAUUGAAAUUAUUGUUAUGGUAUGUUGAAGUUCUGAAUAGUGAUGAACAGAGACAUGUGGGACAGUGAUGGAUAUUUGUAAGAUAUUGGCUGCUGGUACUGGUGCAAAGUUGGAAAUGAUAAGCUGAUGUUAUGAAAGUGAAGGGAGGUUCACUUGUGAACUUAAAGUUUUAUGUUAAUGUUCUUGCAUGCUAAUGUGAGUUCUUGAACAUUUAUCUGUGUAGUCUAGGUUGACCUGUUGAAUUUUGGAUUUGGAAGGUCAGCACAGUUUAGUCAGUUUAGCUCAAAAACUAGAACCUGGUCAGCUUUGGAGUUUAAUCAGAUGUGUUUGAGCAGACAAAUCUCUAAACUGCUGGACUGACUUUCUAGGUCCAAAAUUGGAUUCCCUGACCUUGUCGAUGGUGCUACCAGCCAAUUUGGUUUAUACUUGGUGAUGCUGUUUGACAGAAAUGAAUCUGGUUUGAGUGUCACGUGUCAGAAUGUAGUAUCCCAAGGCUAAAGAAAUGAAAGUGAUAUGAAUGUGAAGUUUCUGGAAGUGAUGAACAUCACGAAAGAUCUCAUUUCAUCUUUUAUCAGCAUGGUGCUGUUGAAGUGGAAGUGUUUUAAACUGGAAAUGUUAGUAAUUCAGGCUUUGAGGUUGAGCCCCUUUGCUGUAUUUGCUCUGUUGGUGUAAGAAGGUUUGAAGAAGGCAUUUGUGUUUGUUUGCUGUUGGUUUUCCUUGAGAUGUCACCAGCCUGCAUGCCGAAAAGGGCCAUUGUGUCCAAGACAGGCAUCUCCUGUCACGAUGCAGUCACUGCAUGUGGUCAUCUUAUAAAGGCCAAACUGAGAAAGCACCUCAGCUUUGUUUUGUUGAAACUGGAACUCAGCUAGUCUGUGUCUUUUGUUAGAGGCAUGCCACCGUAUAUUGAGAUGUAUGUUUAUUUUGAGAUUUGAUAACUUUUUAUAUCUAUGUUGGAAUUAAAAUAUUUAAUUGGUUUGUAAAUUCAUUUUUGUAUCUAGAUUAAAUGGGUUUAAAAUAUAUUUUAAUUCAGCUGGAUAUAGGUGUUCUGUAUUGUUUUAUUGUGCCAUAGGGAAAGAAUUGAUAUAACAGACAUACGGGUUUUAGAUUGCCAUCGCAGUUGCACCAAAUUCUGUGAUUGAUCAUUCUUCAAAUAAACAUGAUCAAAUCCUU
Molecule: messenger RNA, 3908 nt
Organism: Pygocentrus nattereri (red-bellied piranha)
Lineage: Eukaryota; Metazoa; Chordata; Actinopteri; Characiformes; Serrasalmidae
Gene: stk17b
Product: serine/threonine kinase 17b (apoptosis-inducing)
Exons: 8
Coding region: 95-1165 (356 amino acids)
Biological process (GO): positive regulation of apoptotic process; protein phosphorylation; intracellular signal transduction
Cellular component (GO): nucleus
Molecular function (GO): protein serine/threonine kinase activity; ATP binding
Source: RefSeq, a predicted model, not a curated record